This is a messenger RNA of Astyanax mexicanus (Mexican tetra), 7580 nucleotides long. RefSeq lists its product as uncharacterized. Lineage: Eukaryota; Metazoa; Chordata; Actinopteri; Characiformes; Acestrorhamphidae. Gene Ontology annotation, biological process: DNA integration. The coding region runs from base 1206 to 7094 and encodes 1962 amino acids. The transcript is spliced from 2 exons. The record is from RefSeq and is a predicted model, not a curated record. Gene Ontology annotation, molecular function: zinc ion binding; nucleic acid binding.
UAAUACGGAUAUUUUUGUUUAUUUAUCAUUAUACAUUCAUUGUUGUUUUAUUUCAUAUGGUUGUUAAAAAGGGCUAAAAAUCUAUACGAAAAGGUGUAAAAAUGAGGGUAAAAUGCGUUAAUAAAUAUACGUCUCUAAAAUAAUAUUUGGUUAAAAAGAGGACUUUUAGUUUAGUGUUGCUUUACUGUGGAGCGUAAUGAGUCACGUGAUGCGAGUUAUUUAGGCGGGUAACUGGCGAAUUAUGGGUCAGAACUAACUCGGCGGCAGAGAGAGAAGACUAACUUAGCAGCAGAGGGAGAACAACAAUUAAAGCUAACACGAGGUCUAAAGGCGCACACGUUUUCACGGUGUCCGAUGAAGGACCAGAGAGAGGGAGAGAGAAAAGGAGAAAUAAACCUUCAAAAGACAUCAGUAUGACUCGUGGCCAUUAUUCCAUUAGACCGGUGUAGCUACAGUGAAAACGUACCGCCAUCGCGGCCCAGAGUCCAGCGCGUGUGCCCGCGGAGGAGCGAGCAACGCGGCGGAGAGUUCAGCGCGUGUGCCCGCGGAGGAGCGAGCAACGCGGCGGAGAGUUCAGCGCGCGUGCCCGCGGAGGAGCGAGCAUCGCGGCGGAGAGACCAGCGCGCGUGCCCGCGGAGGAGCGAGCAACGCGGCGGAGAGUUCAGCGCGUGUGCCCGCGGAGGAGCGAGCAUCGCGGCGGAGAGACCAGCGCGCGUGCCCGCGGAGGAGCGAGCAACGCGGCGGAGAGUUCAGCGUGCGUUCCCGCGAAAACGGCGCGGAGCACGCCAAUUCAAGAAAAAGACAGUUUCAACAACGAAGGCUAAAGCUAAGCAAAGUUUCAGCGCAGCGCCAGUUUCAGCUAAGUGAAGUGUUCAGGCAGGACAUUGCAGCUCUGCACUCGGCGUCAGGUUUGACUGUGCUCCUUUCACAAGACACAAAAAAAAAAAAAAACACUUCUUAUGAGAAAAGUAAUUCAUUUAUCAGUAGAGUCUAAUUGUCAUUCCUGUUUUAUGAAUGUGUGAUUAUUGUGCAUAAUGGUACUUUAAAGUAAGAUUUCACAAGCAUGUUCAAAGAAGUGCAUUAAGGGUUAUAUUUAAAUAAAAAAAAAAGUACUUGACGUUAUUUACUGAACAGACAACUAUAUAACUGUUAAGGUCGUAUGGUUAUAUGUGUACACGAAGCUGUCAUUUCUAAAAAAAUGUACAAUGUCAAUUCAUGAAGAAACUUUAAAAAAGGGUGAAGUUAGUGAACAGUUAAAAUCACAAUGUGAUGAUGUUGAACAGGAAAGAUUAGAGUCACUUACAGGUGACAGUCAAGCUAACCUAGAAGUAGAAAAGAUAGCAGUGGUAGAGCCUGCCCACACCACCUCAGAGACUGUUGAACCCAGAAAAUCUUCACGUGAGAGAAAGUACACCACCAAAAUGCUAGAAUUGAAAGAACAAGAGGCCUUUCAUAGAGAGAGCAAAUUCAUCAAGCUGUAUGAACGCUGGAAAGAUCAAGUUAGAGCUUCAAGAAACAAACUUAAGGAUGAGUGCUCUGACAGUGGUUUGGCUAGCAUGAUGGAUGAUAUUGAAGGGCUAGAGACAAAAUUGAAAGAGUUGUAUGAAAACAUACGAACUCAACUAGCACCUUCACCUGAGAUUAGAAGAAGGAUGGAUUCCUGCAUAGCAGUGACAGCAGAUCUGAUAAGGCUCAUGAAAAUACGGAUGAGUGAAGUGGGGCUAGAGGAGUUUGAUGCUAAAGCAGAAAACACAAUACUUCAUAAUGUGCUCGAUAGAGAGUAUGCCCAAUCAAUAUUUGGGACUACAAUCUCCAGGUCUACUGAUGGUAGUAGCCACUCUCAGUCAUCAGAACAGCAAAGCAUUGCAGCGAAACGAGCAGAGUGUGCCGCACAGUUUGCUGCAAAAAGGGCUGAAAUAAAAAUGGAGGAGGCCAUAGCUUCACAAAGGCAAGAACUAAAGAGAUUAGAAAAUCAUAGAGAUCUUCAAGUUCUAGCUGCCAAGCUCCAAGCAUACAGUGAAGAUGACUCAGAUCAGGACUGUGAAGAAAACAGAACAGUGCAAAACAAGGUGGCUAAUUGUCCUCAAGUACCUUUGUCCUCAAAAGAAAUUAAAAAGGAGCAAACAUGGCAGGAUGAUAGCACUGAACAAACAGCUCAUCUCAACAAUGAAGCGUCAUUAGCACAAGUCCUACAUGACACACUAGUCCUUACCAGACUUCCUGCACCUGAGCCUGCUGUCUUCUAUGGAGACCCACUCAAGUUCUUAGAGUGGAGCACAAGUUUCAAGACAUUGAUAGAACGGAGAUGCACAAGUCCAGCUGACAGGUUGUUCUACCUACAGAAGUACAUUGGUGGUGAGGCAAGGUCCGUGUUAGAAGGCAGCUUCUACAGAAAGGAUGAUGAAGCCUACAACCAAGCAUGGGAGGCUCUGAAUACUCGCUAUGGCCACUCAUUUGUAAUUCAACGUGCAUUUAGAGAAAAAUUAAACAACUGGCCAAAGAUCGGCCCUAGAGAGUCAGUUAAACUGAGACAGUUUAGCGAUUUCCUAACUGCCUGUAGCAAUGCAAUGCCUCAUAUCAAAGGGCUUCAGGUCUUAAAUGACUCCGAAGAAAAUCAAAGGAUGCUUCACAAAAUCCCUGACUGGGUGACCUCUCGCUGGAAUCGUCACGUCACAAAGUGCUUGCGUCAAACAGAGGAAUACCCCAGUUUCAAAGAGUUUGCUGAAUUUAUGGCACAAGAAGCUGAGAUUGCAUGCAAUCCUGUGACAUCCUUUCAUGCAUUGAAGCAUAUUGACGAAAGGCCUGGUAGAGACACAAGGCGCCCAAAGGCUAAUGCAUUUAUGACAAAUGUGAAGGCACCUGAAAAUGCAAAUACAGCUAUGAAAGCAUGUGUAUGCUGUGGAGAAAGCCAUUCUAUCCACAAAUGCCAGAUGUUUGCUAACAAGUCCAUGAAAGACAAGAGAAGCUUUAUCUUUGACAAUAGCCUGUGCUUUGGCUGUCUUAGGAAGGGACACAAUUCAAAGGAAUGCAAGAAUAAAGCUACUUGUGGCAUAUGCAAGAAACAUCAUCCAACUCCACUUCACGAAGACCGCUCCUUUGUCUCUGCGAACACAUCUUCUGUUAGACAAGUACCAGAGAAUACAUCUUCACUUUCUUGUUGUCUUGACAGAUGUAAUGGUGGGAGCACCUCCAUGAUAGUUCCUGUGUGGAUUUCCACAACCACCUCUCCUGAAUCAGAGACCUUAGCUUACGCUUUACUAGAUACCCAGAGUAGCAACACCUUUGUAGACAAGGAGGUAUGUGAGAAGAUGGGGGCAGAUUUAGAGCCAGUUAAAUUAAAGCUUACCACUAUGAUGGGAAAGGACUCCAUCAUUCAGAGUGAAAGAGUAAGUGGGCUUAGAGUUAGAGGGUUUUCCUCACCAUGCUUUAUUAACUUGCCACCUGCCUACACCAGAGACUUCAUUCCACUUGAACGUUCUCACAUUCCUACUCCUAAAACUGCCAAGGGAUGGAGACAUUUAAAAGGAGUAGCCCAAGAAAUGCCAGAACUGAUGAAUUGUGAGGUCGGACUCCUCAUUGGCUAUGACUGUUCCAGAGCAUUGGCUCCACGUCAAGUUAUCACUGGAGGUGAUGAUGAGCCAUACGCCAUCAAGACUGACCUGGGUUGGAGCAUUGUCGGUAGUUCACCACAGGCUGCUAAGUCGACAGAAGUGACAGGUUUAUGCCAUCGUGUAACAGUUAAAGAGAUUCCCCCAUUGACACCAGCCACUGUUAUCAGAGCACUCGAAUCAGACUUCAAAGACACCAGCCCUGGUGAAAAGAGUGUAUCACAAGAUGAUAUACAGUUCAUGCAAUUACUGAAUAAGACAGUACAUCAGAAUGCAGACGGUCACCUGGAAAUGCUCCUUCCCUUUAAGACACAUCCACAACUGCCAGACAACAAGCAUUUGGCCCUGGUUCGACUGAAGCGCCUGAAAGGGAAAUUUGAGAAAAAUUCCAAAUUCAGAGAUGACUACCUCAAGUUUAUGGAAGGUGUCUUCAAGGAGGGUGAAGCAGAGAGAGCUGUAUGCCAACCCAAAGCUGGAAAUGUGUGGUAUAUUCCACACCAGGGGGUCUAUCACCCUAGAAAGCCAGAUAAAAUUAGGGUAGUGUUCGACUGCUCUGCCAAGUAUGGUGGCACCGCUUUGAAUGAUCACUUGCUGGCUGGACCUGAUCUUACAAAUGGGCUCACAGGAGUGCUCUGCAGAUUCCGAAAACAUCCAAUAGCAGUCAUUUGUGAUGUGGAAAAGAUGUUUCACAGGUUUCACGUAAACCCUGAAGACAGAGAUUACUUACGGUUUCUGUGGUGGGAGAAAGGUGACACAGAAUCAGUGCCAAAAGAAUACCGCAUGAAUGUCCAUCUUUUUGGAGCAGCAUCCUCCCCUGGCUGCGCAAAUUAUGGAUUGAAGUAUCUUGCAAGCCAAAAUGAAAAAGAGUAUCCUGAUGCCGCCAACUUUAUCAAAAAGAAUUUCUAUGUUGAUGACGGGCUUUUUAGCGUAAAAUCUGUUGACACAGCCAUCAAACUAGUGAGAGAUGCACAAAAUGUCUGUGCAAGAGGAAAAUUACACCUCCACAAAUUCAUCUCCAACAACAGAGAAGUUUUGGAGUCAAUUCCUGAGAGCGAACGAGCUAGCGGAAUCCAAGAUGUAGACUUGACUUAUGAAGAACUCCCAGUUCAAAGUGUGUUGGGAAUAAAGUGGAGCGCUAACAGUGAUACCUUUUUCUUUAAGGUCACUCUGGAUGAAAAACCAGCAACACGGCGUGCAGUCCUCUCAACUGUAGCUUCUGUGUUCGACCCGCUGGGCUUCUUUGCUCCCUUCCUCCUGCUGGGAAAGAAAGUUCUACAGGAAAUGUGUCAAAGAGGCAUUGGGUGGGACGAACCUCUGCCCACAGAGUUAAAGCCACGAUGGGAGAGCUGGCUUAGUGACCUAGAGAAUCUCCAGAAGCUCCAGAUACCAAGGUGCUUCAUCCCAGAAGAAAUGGGAAAAGUCCAAAGAACAGAACUACAUCACUUUUCGGAUGCUAGCACCCAUGGGUAUGGACAGUGUUCAUACAUUCGUGUGGUGGGCGAAGACAAAGUACACUGCUCACUAGUGAUGGGUAAAGCUAGAGUUGCUCCCACAAAAGUGGUAACCAUACCAAGGCUAGAGUUAACUGCUGCCGUGGUCUCCGCAGCAGUAAGCAGCAUGUUAAAAGAGGAGCUAGAGCUUAAAAUUGAUCAGGAGUAUUUUUGGACUGACUCACAGGUAGUGUUGGGCUACAUUAACAAUGAAGCUCGAAGAUUUCACAUUUUCGUAGCCAAUCGAGUUCAAAGAAUCAGAGAAAUGACUGACCCAGCUCAGUGGCACUAUAUCAACACUGAUCAAAAUCCAGCAGAUCACUCUAGCAGAGGCCUCAAGGUGGCAGAAUUGAUAAGUUCAGACUGGCUGACUGGACCCAAGUUCUUGUGGGAAAGAGAGAUUGUCGCACCAAAGUUAGUUCCACAGCUUCUGUUGGGGGAUCCUGAAGUCAAAGUGACACAAGCGUUACAAACAAAUGUAACAGAAGAGAAAAACUUCACAAACAGACUCAAACAAUUCUCAAAAUGGCAUACAGCACUGAAUGUCAUUGCACGUAUCCAACAUCUAGCAAAGGGAGCUAAGGCAGCAGAGCCUCUUAAUGUUGAAGAUCGAAGAAAGGCUAGUCUUGCACUUGUAGAAUUGGCACAAAAGGAUGCCUUUGAAGAUGAAAUGCAAAUACUGAGUCAUGACAAACUGCCCAAAAGUCAUCAGUUGUAUCAGCUUAACCCAAUAAUUCUAGAUGGUGUUCUCAGGGUGGGAGGGCGCUUAAAGAAUGCUUCUUUACCUCUUGACCUAAAGCAUCCAGUAAUCCUACCCAAAGAUGGUGAGGUCACACGCCUGAUUGUAGAUUACUGCCAUGAAAAAACUCAGCACCAAGGCAGAGGACAAACUCUUAAUGAACUGAGAGCAAAUGGCUACUGGGUCUUAAGUGGCAGCAAGGUUGUGGCAAAUCACAUUAAGCAAUGUGUGACAUGCAGGAGAGCUCGCAGGCCAACAGAAACACAAAAGAUGGCAGAUCUACCUGCAGAUCGCGUCAAUCCUUCGCCACCAUUCUCCUUCUGUGGGAUGGAUUGUUUCGGACCCUUUUAUUCUAAACAGGGUCGUAAAGAGAGUAAGAGAUAUGGCCUUGUAUUCACCUGUCUAUCCUCAAGGGCAGUGCACAUUGAAAUGUUAGAAGAUCUAACAACUGAUGCCUUCAUAAAUGCACUGCGCUGUUUUAUAGCUAUCCGUGGAGCUGUGAGACAAAUCAGAUCGGAUCAAGGGACCAAUUUUGUUGGGGCAAAAAAUGAGUUGGCAAAGGCUUUGAAGGAACUGGACCAAGACAGACUGACUGGCUUUCUUGCUGAAAAGCAAUGUGACUUCAUUAUGAACGUACCUGAUGCUAGUCACAUGGGAGGUGUUUGGGAGAGGCAGAUCAGAACUAUUAGGAGCGUCCUAAAUUGUGUCCUCUCACAGAGCACUGGAAGAAUAGAUGAUGCUUCUUUAAGGACAUUCUUCUACGAAGCCAUGUCAAUUAUAAACAGCCGUCCACUUGCUACCAACAACAUCAAUGAUCCCAAAAGCCUGGAACCACUCACACCUAAUCAUUUACUCACCAUGAAAAGCUCUGUUCCCCUGCCUCCACCAGGAAAAUUUGUAGCAGAGGAUCUGUAUGCCAGAAAGAGAUGGCGUAGAGUGCAGUAUCUGACUGAGCAAUUUUGGAGUAGAUGGAGGAAGGAAUAUUUGGGAAACAUCACCCUCAGACAACGCUGGCAUUCUCCAAGACGAAACGUAAAGAUUGGGGAUAUUGUCAUUGUCAAAGAAGAAGAGGUUCCCCGCAAUGAGUGGAGACUUGGAAGAGUAUUUGAUGUUUGUAAAGACCAAGAUGAACUGGUGCGAAAGGCCACAAUACAACUAGGCUCUAGAAAGCUAGGAAAAGCAGGCCAGAAUGUAAUGAAUACAUCUAUUCUUGAAAGGCCAAUUCAUAAGUUAGUUGUACUUGUAGAGAACAACUAAAGUUGUUCCUAAACUUUAAAAACACUUUUGUACAGAGUUUACAGUGUAAGGUUUUAUAUACUCAGUUCUGGAAAUUACUAGAUUUAUUCAUUUUGGAAUGGAUAUCAUAAAUCGUAGUAAUUUGGUGGGAGUGUAACUGUCAGAAUGCCAUGUUAAUACGGAUAUUUUUGUUUAUUUAUCAUUAUACAUUCAUUGUUGUUUUAUUUCAUAUGGUUGUUAAAAAGGGCUAAAAAUCUAUACGAAAAGGUGUAAAAAUGAGGGUAAAAUGCGUUAAUAAAUAUACGUCUCUAAAAUAAUAUUUGGUUAAAAAGAGGACUUUUAGUUUAGUGUUGCUUUACUGUGGAGCGUAAUGAGUCACGUGAUGCGAGUUAUUUAGGCGGGUAACUGGCGAAUUAUGGGUCAGAACUAACUCGGCGGCAGAGAGAGAAGACUAACUUAGCAGCAGAGGGAGAACAACAAUUAAAGCUAACACGAGGUCUAAAGGCG